AAGAUCAAGUUCUCGAGGCUGAUAACAUAAUAAGGUUGUGGAUGGCUGAGGGUUUCGUACCAAAUGGAGAAGAAAGAAUGGAGGAUGUCGCUGAAGGCUUCUUGAAUGAGCUAAUAAGACGAAGCUUGGUUCAAGUGGUGCAUACGUUUUGGGAAAAAGUUACUAAAUGUAGGGUUCAUGAUUUACUCCGUGAUCUUGCCAUACAAAAGGCAUCCGACACAAACCUCUUUGACAUUUAUCAUCCAAGAAAGCACUCCAAAUCCUCUUCAUGUAUCAGACUUGCCAUUCAUGGCCAAGGAGAAAGGUAUCACUUACUUGAUCUUUCUAAUUUGAAGUUGAGGUCAAUUAUGUUCUUCAAUCUAGGUUUUCCUAAUGUGUUCCAACAUAUAGAUGUGUUUCGACAUAUAUAUGUGUUGUACUUGGAUAUUUUUUAUGGUGAAGUUAUACCUGAUGCCAUAGGGAGUUUGUACCACCUAAAGUUGUUAAGCUUGAGAGGUAUCCGUGAUCUUCCAUCUUCCAUUGGCAACCUCAAGAAUCUACAGACACUUGUUGACAAUGCGUGGAUAUUCGCCUCCUGCAAACUACCCCGCAAGACAGCUAACCUGAUAAAUCUAAGACAUUUAGUUGUUCAGUAUUCAAAACCUCUGGCACAUAUAAGCAAACUCACUAGUCUUCAAGUUCUUGAAGGCGUUGGUUGUGAUCAAUGGAAAGAUGUUGACCCUGUUGAUUUAGUCAAUCUUCGAGAAUUAAGUAUGCAUUGUAUUACGAAAUCCUACUCCCUAAACAACAUUAGCAGCCUGAAAAACCUUAGCACUCUCACAUUGUUGUGUAAAGAUGAUGAAUCAUUCCCAGCCCUUGAAUUUGUUAAUUGUUGUGAAAAGCUCCAGAAAUUGUGGUUAAGAGGGAAAAUAGAGAAAUUGCCAGAUCUGUUUCCAAAUUCCAUCACAAUGAUGCUUCUUUGGAAGUCAAAACUCAUGGAAGAUCCGAUGCCUAUUUUGGGAAUGUUGCCAAACCUAAGGAAUCUCAAACUAGAAGAUGCUUAUGAAGGAAAAGAAAUAAUGUGCAGUGAUAACAGUUUCAGUCAACUAGAGUUCCUUCGUCUUGAUGGUCUUGAGAACCUAGAAACAUGGCAUUUAGGCACAAGUGCAAUGCCUCUCAUUAAAGGUCUUGGUAUCUAUGACUGUCCAAAUUUAAAGGAGAUUCCUGAGAGAAUGAAAGACGUGGAGCUGUUGAAGAGGAAUUAG
Solanum stenotomum is the source of this 1244-nucleotide messenger RNA. Its product is annotated as inactive disease susceptibility protein LOV1-like. The annotation marks the transcript as partial. Gene Ontology annotation, biological process: defense response to other organism. NCBI's taxonomy places the organism in Eukaryota, Viridiplantae, Streptophyta, Magnoliopsida, Solanales, Solanaceae. The record is from RefSeq and is a predicted model, not a curated record. The transcript has a single exon.